This is a messenger RNA of Saprolegnia parasitica CBS 223.65, 1052 nucleotides long. RefSeq lists its product as hypothetical. The transcript has 4 exons. Bases 24 to 857 code for a protein of 277 amino acids. Lineage: Eukaryota; Oomycota; Saprolegniomycetes; Saprolegniales; Saprolegniaceae. The record is from RefSeq and is a predicted model, not a curated record.
CGUUUUUACAGCCUCCCAGACACAUGGAGACGCGAUCGUGCCCGUCGAUGGACGAGCUCCACGGCCUCGCGCGGGUCAUGGGCAUGAAGUACUUCCGCCACCUCUCCAAGCUCGAGCUCCACCAGGCGCUCCAGCGCCAGAUGCAGUACGCCAAGCGCGCGCAUGCAUCCGCGGUCGGCAAGAGCAAGAAGAAGAGGAAGAAGGGCAAGAAGACCAAGGCCAAGUACUGGUGGCGCAAGACGACCAAGACGACCAAGGCCUCGAGCGGGCUCAACACGGUCGACCCGAUCAUGCUCACGGAGCUCGGGCCCCACACGUUUCGCUUUGUGCGCCCCAACGGCACGAUCGUCGUCUACAACAUUGAGAGCCUUGUCCAGUACAUCCUCGCGACCGGCGACUUUUCCGAGCCCGAGACACGGCUUCCGUUCCCCGACGCGAUGCUUGCGCAGCUCGACGCCGAGGCCAAGGCUGCGGGCUUGGAGCUCGGUAGCGUCGCCGCGGCCAAGCAAGACAAGGCGGCCUUUGAGCAACUCAAGAUCAAGCGCGACGGCCUUCUCGGCUUGGAGCGCUGCGCAGGCGAGGUCGUGACCGAGAUGCUCGAGGUUAUUGAGGACGACGACGGCGAAGAAGGCGAGAUGCGCCUGGUCAUGGAGAUCUUUCCGAAUUUCGCCGACCUCUACUCGCAGCUCAAGAUGAACGACGCGGCAUACGCGGCGCAGUGCCACAAGCACUUUGUCGAGUACCUCCAAGGGCCGCCCAACCGCCCGACCAUCGACGAGUCGGGGCUCUACCACAUUGUCCUCGACUUUAUGGCGCAAACGGCCGCGGGUCCGUCGCACCACCGGCCGUACGCCUAGGCCGAAUCGUAGCUAGUAGAAUUGUAUCUGUCGAGUAGUUUAGUAGUUGCAGUUUAGUUGCAGAUUAGUUGUAGAAGCAAAGGCGAGACCAUAGGCGCAGUAGUGUACAGUACAGAAGAGUUAAAGAGCAGAGUGUAAAUACCGUACAAGUCGGCACGACGCAGUUGUCCUUGGCUGCGUUGCGCGUCGUCCUCC